AUGGUCAACUCCUGUUGUGGCUCCGUCUGCUCUGACCAGGGCUGUGGCCAGGAGACCUGCUGCCAACCCAGCUGCUGCCAGACCACCUGCUGCAGGACCACCUGCUGCCGCCCCAGCUGCUGUGUGUCCAGCUGCUGCAGGCCCCAGUGCUGCCAGUCUGUGUGCUGCCAGCCCACCUGUUGCCGCCCCAGCUGCUGCCAGCCCACCUGUUGCCGCCCCAGCUGCUGCAUUUCUAGCUGCUGCCGCCCCAGCUGCUGUGUGUCCAGUUGCUGCCAGCCGCAGUGCUGCCAGCCCACCUGCUGCCAGUCUGUGUGCUGCCAGCCUACCUGUAGCCGUCCCAGCUGUUGCAUUUCUAGCUGCUGCCGCCCCAGCUGCCAUGUGUCCAGCUGCUGCCAGCCCCAGUGCUGCCAGCCCACCUGCUGCCGCCCCUGCUGCUGCCUGCGUCCAGUCUGUGGCCGAGUCUCCUGCCACACCACUUGCUAUCGCCCAACCUGUGUCAUCUCCACCUGCCCCCGGCCCUUGUGCUGCGCCUCCUCUUGCUGCUGA
Messenger RNA from Lemur catta (Ring-tailed lemur), 546 nucleotides. RefSeq names its product keratin-associated protein 4-12-like. The record is from RefSeq and is a predicted model, not a curated record. Bases 1 to 546 code for a protein of 181 amino acids. NCBI's taxonomy places the organism in Eukaryota, Metazoa, Chordata, Mammalia, Primates, Lemuridae. Gene Ontology annotation, cellular component: keratin filament. The transcript has a single exon.